Molecule: messenger RNA, 2823 nt
Organism: Neurospora tetraspora
Lineage: Eukaryota; Fungi; Ascomycota; Sordariomycetes; Sordariales; Sordariaceae
Exons: 2
Coding region: 1-2823 (940 amino acids)
Biological process (GO): regulation of DNA-templated transcription
Cellular component (GO): Set3 complex; Rpd3L-Expanded complex
Source: RefSeq, a predicted model, not a curated record
AUGACCGACAAGCUGCCGUCACUGCUGACGCCAAUCGCGCCUCCUAGUCGGACUCCAUUCUCCGUCUCUUCUGCCGUCCCUGUCCAAGAUGGUACACGAGCGCAGGAGAAUGCUGAGGAAGAGCCGUACACCAUCAGGUGUAUCUGCAAAUACCCCGACGAUGACGGAAACACGAUCUACUGCGACCGAUGCGAUACGUGGCAGCACAUAGAAUGCUACUAUCCAAACAACUCUGAGGAUGCUCUCCGCAAUCCAGACUUUGCACACUUCUGUGUCGAUUGCAAGCCAAGGCCCUUGGAUCGAGAACGAGCCAAAGAGAACCAGAGGCGCAAGCUUACUACAGGUGUCACUGAAGGAAUGACAGACAAGAAGAGCAAGCGUCCUCUCUCAAAGAGCCACAAGAAGAAACCGAAACCGAGCGACCUGCCCUUGACUGGUCAGCACUCUAAAGCCGAAAAGCAUGCCAGCACCCAGGACAAUCAUCCGCCUCCACCAAAGAAAUCGAAAAGCUCGCACAAGUCCAGUCAAUCGAUUAGCUCACAAGCUGCGAAAGGCAGUCCACAAUUCGGCAGCACCAAGUCCAACCAUGCUCACCCUCCUAGUCCUGCGGCGACGCCACCUGACUUGCCUGCCGACUUUGAGAUACAUACCUAUGCCCCUGCGUUGCUAUCCGGCUCCAGCGACCGAGGCGUCGAGAUUGUGCACACCAAUAGUUUCGCCAGCCUCCAGGUGUCGAACGCCAUCUCGGAUUGGCUACGAGACCACAACAAACUCCAGAAAGAGACGGGCUGGGCCUACGCUGAUAUUUUCCAACCUCUACCCCCAAACAUUGAUCAGCUGAAAAGGCCAGUGGAUAUUGAGCUUUCACGCAAGACCCUCGGUCAAGGCACCGUCGCUUCAUGGAAAUGCCUCAAAGCGCCAUCGGGUAUUGCUCAUAACGUCCCUCUUGUGGAACUGAAUGGGCAGAUCGGUAUUCAGAGCAGUUAUUGCGCAGAUCCCGAUAGCCGCUGGCAAGAGCUGACCUCCCCGCUUCCUUAUGUCUUCUUCCAUCCCAUGCUGCCCAUUUACAUCGACACCAGGAAAGAAGGAUCCCAAGCUCGCUAUAUCCGACGAAGCUGCAGGCCUAAUGCCAUGCUCGAAACGUAUCUUUCGGACGGCUAUGAGCUUCACUUCUGGCUUGUAACAGACAGGCAGGUCUCAGCUAAGGAAGAGAUCACACUGCCCUGGGACUUCCGGUUCCCCAAUGAGAACAAGUCACGGAUGCUCCGGGUUUUGGGGCUCAGCGACGAAGACACUUCUGCCCACGCCGAGUCUUCUGUUGACGAUGGGGAAUAUCAGGCACUUACAAGCUGGCUGCAUAACAUCCUCUCCGAAUAUGGAGGCUGUGCGUGCAACCUUGGAUCGGAAUGUGCAUUUGCUCGGUUCCAUCGGAAUCAUCUGGGCAAAUCACAGGCGCCAGCAAACCCACCAAAGACCAAGAAGCGAAAAAGCAAAACGCAAAGUUUGUCCGCCACCGGCACAGGACCAGCAACCGACAGUCGAGCAGCUAGUGAAGGCCACCUUGAGGAUGCUCCCGAGAAUGAUCGCCGAUCAUCAGUGUCUGGCUCAGCACGGAGCAAGCCUCCAAGCCGAGACCUCACCCCCACGGCCCGCCAGGGAUCAUUCGACACUCUUGGGAUAUUGACAGAGCCGACCGAUCGGGACAAGCGUAAAGUUUCCAUGAUCGAAGAGACCUUCCGCCGGAUAGAAUUGCAACAACCCACAAAAAAGCGGAAAGCACGCGGCUCUAUUGCGGCUACUGAUUCGGCUACUACCUCCAAGAAAGGUAGCAAAAGCAGCGCUGCAACCCAGACGACAAAUGCGACGAAUGGAGCCGACGAGCGCCACUGCCACUUUGCUGAUGGUGAAACAGCAACUACCAGCAAAGCAACAUCGCCAGCAGCAAGUGCGAAAUCUGGUCGAGUCACUAAAUCGAAGAAAACCAGUUCUAGGAAAGGAUCUGUUGCCGUCGUUUCUCAUCCUGUUCCUGCGCAGCCAGUCCGUUUGCCGUCUCGCCCAAAAUAUGCCGACGCUGCUACUCAAACAAACCCCGACACCGAGGCCAACCCCGCACCCUCGCCGGCGCGGCCGAAGAGGAAGUUAGUUUCGGUGACGAUGCGCAUCGUGCAGCAUCAUCGUUGGCUGCAAGAGCAGCGUCGCCAGCAACGAUUGCUUAAUCAGGCGGCUGCUCCUGUCCCAAUGGAGGUGGACAGUCCAAAGGAAAACAAGACUGCAGCCCCAGUUCUUGGUUCGGUUCAGGAUAAAGCUUCGGAACCCAGUGCACCAGCCAAGGCGGCCACAAGUGAUGUCGAAAUGCCCGACGCGCCCACCGUAUCAGCGAGUCAUCCGAAGGCCGCUCAGAGUUCUUCUGUCGUCACUGCUCCAAAGAGCAAACCCGUGGAUCUGAAGGUUCCAAUGCCACCUGUUCCGCCCUUUCCAAGCUCAACCUCUUUGGCCUCGACCUCCGCCACUCCUUUAUCUGCAGGGACCUCGGUGGCUCAGUCACCAUUUUCCGUUACUGGCCUGCCAAGUCCCUUCGGGCCGCCGUCUGUCAACGGUCUGACUGCGAACCCAAGCCCAAUAAAGAAGAAGUUGAGCUUGAGUGACUAUACCAAAAGCAGGAUGAACAAGGCUGCGGCAGCUCGCCCAUCGGUUAGCGCGCCCUCUCUGAAGCCCAUUCCUGCUUUGGACGAGCCAAAGUCGACCACUAAUGACGACAACGGUGGAGCUGCCUCAGGCUCCCCAACCACGGAGAAGACUAGGGUCUUCCCGUGUAUGGAUUAA